Messenger RNA from Phyllotreta striolata, 1464 nucleotides. Lineage: Eukaryota; Metazoa; Arthropoda; Insecta; Coleoptera; Chrysomelidae. The record is from the annotation of a GenBank genome assembly.
AUGAAUUUUGAAUCCUUGAACGAUACCAGCACGAUAAAAAACGAAGACCUGAAGGACGAAUACGACAUAUUCCUGUUCGCCCACUUGGACAACAUCACCAACAACAUCGUCAACGGCUCCAACGACCUGCCGUUCGGCAACCAAAUGGAGGCGGCGCCGUUGCCGCCGUCGAAGCCUCGCGAUCACCUCGACCACGACAUGGCCUUCGACGAGAAGGAGGUCGCCAAUCUGGACGUGGCGGAGCUGAUGAAGUUCGAAUCGGAGGACGCCGACAACGGCACGACGCACUUCGUCAGGCACGAGAUCCAGAACGGCAAGCAGGUGAAGUUGUGGGAAUGCGGUGUUUGUCAGAAGGUGUUUACGCAUCAGUACACUUUGAUGCGGCAUUUGCCGACCCACACGGACGAGAGGAAGUUCCAGUGCGUUACGUGCGGGAAAGCCUUCCGGCAAAUGUCGACCCUAUCCCAACACCGGGCUAUCCAUUCCACCGAUCGUCCUUACAUUUGCGAAAUUUGCCAGAAAACCUUCAAUCGCGUAUCCACUUUGAUUUCCCACAGAAAAACCCACACUGGUCUCAAACCCCACAGGUGCCAUUUGUGCACUAAAGCUUUCCAUCAGAAAGGAAAUUUGCGCAAUCACAUUUUCACGCACACCAACGAGAGGCCUUACAAAUGCGACAUUUGCGGCAACGGUUACAACCAAAUGUCCAAUUUGAUGUGCCAUAAACUGAAAGCUCAUCAGAAAAGCGAGAAACUUAAGUACGAGUGUCACGUUUGCUUCAAGUCCUUCGCUAAGCGCGUUAGUUUGAGACAACACGAGCGGUACACUCACGUACCGAAUACCACCGAAGCCGUUGUUCAACCGACGUCCACCAUACAAAUACCAGACAAGAUUAGUAACGCAAAUUCGAUAAUCGUGGAGCCGAUAAAAACUGAGGCGAUGAGACUAGCGAUCGAAUCGAAUCAAACGCCUUUCGCCCUUCUGCGUCCCGUCUCUGGAAUUCCCGUGCUGGUGAGAGUCCUUCCAGCUGGCGAUAAGCAGAUGUUGGUUCCCGCGUCUGCCGAGGAUUUGAAAAAGCACAGCCAAAUUUCCAUUAUGGCCAAGGAUGACAAAAUACCCAUCACCCAAAACCAGCAAACCGGUUGUACCGUUCAAAUAAAAAUACCCGUAGUGGCGACUGUGAUUCAACGAAGCGAUCUCGCCGGUCAAUUGUCGAUGUCGGUGAUCAGUCCCGGUCCGAACGGGGAAUUGGGCGAUCAGAUCGGAUUGAUGGGAUCUAAAAUUAAUAACUUCGUCUACAGUUCCACUUUGACGCAAUGCGGCGUCGCCGGAUCGCACGAUUUAUCCCAAAAUGGUACUCUAUCGUUCAUAAAUCAACAAGACCUAGGUGUUAACGGGGUGGAGAAUAAUCACAUACAAAUUAGCAUGGAUAAUGGAAUCGCCUAUCAAACGAUACCGGUAUAA